CAAUCACCAUCACUCGCUCACUCCAACAAACAAAACUUCACUCUUCUUCAUCCUUCAAUCUUCAAUCACAACAUCAAUUCAACCUUAUUCUUAAAGUUCCAUUUCAUUCAUUCAUUUCCAGAAUGGGAAUUUCAUUGAACAACAACAACAAUGGUUCAGUGUCUCCACAACACUACCACAUCCACAAGGCCUUCCUUUUCAGCAACUACAUCCUCUUAGGUGCAGCCUCCAGCUGCAUCUUCCUCACUCUCUCCCUCAGGCUCCUACCUUCCCUUUGCGGCUUCUUCCUUAUCCUCCUCCACGUCUUCACCAUCGUCGGUGCCGUCUCCGGUUGCGCGGCCGUCUCGGCCGGCAUCAGCCGAUGGUACUCUGCCCACAUGAUCUUCACCGUCCUCACCGCCAUAUUCCAAGGCUCGGUUUCUGUCUUGGUCUUCACAAGAACUUCUGAUUUUCUUGGACAGUUGAAAUCUUAUGUUAGAGAAGAGGAUGGUUCUGUGAUUCUCAAGUUGGCUGGUGGACUUAGCAUCUUGAUUUUCUGCUUGGAAUGGAUGGUUAUGACUCUUGCAUUUUUCCUCAAGUACUAUCAUUAUGUUGAAGGUGAGAAUCAUCAUGGUGGCGCCAUUGUUGCUGUGAGGAGUAAUAAGGUUCAGAAUGAAGAGGAUUUGAAGGAUUGGCCAUGGCCUUUCCAAGUUUAAUUAAGUCACUGAUUGAUGAUAAGUGAUAACAUUGCAAUCUGCAAUGGUGUGCCUAUUAUUGUUCUAGUGCUUCUAUAUUAUAUGACUAGUAUUAUUCAUUAAUUCGUUUUUUUUCUUGGAGAAUUUGAUGCUUUUUUCUCCAAUAAUAGAAUGAGGGUGUGUCUUGUGAUUUGAUAUAAUCUUUUUUGGUUAGUAUGUCAAAGUGUGAGUAUCCUUAUCAUAAUGUAAUUAAUGGUGUGGGAUAUAUUUAUUUUU
Arachis duranensis is the source of this 950-nucleotide messenger RNA. RefSeq lists its product as uncharacterized. The record is from RefSeq and is a predicted model, not a curated record. Bases 123 to 695 code for a protein of 190 amino acids. NCBI's taxonomy places the organism in Eukaryota, Viridiplantae, Streptophyta, Magnoliopsida, Fabales, Fabaceae. The transcript has a single exon.